UCCGCUAACAGUAGAAUCAAAUCAUGGCGGCUGCUAGAUAAGACCCUUCCAAACACACAGAUUCCAAGUAUUGGGGAUUAUGCGCAGAUCAUUUGCGCCAUUUGCAACAAGUUCAAGCCUCCUCUAAGUAGUGGAACUUAUGAAAAAGACAUUGAAAUAGCUGCUAAAAUGCAACUCUUGGCAAGGUCGUCCAAUGAACUUCAAACGUUCGUUAAUGACACUGGAUUAGAUCGAAGAUCCUACAGAUGGACCCCCAUCGAUGCCACGGAGGCGUGUCAGUCAUUCCCGAAAUUGACUGAGGAUGAAAUCAGGGAGUUAACACUUGGUGUUUACCAAGUCAAACUAGCCCGCUCCUACACUCAGGAACAUUGCAGCUCUGAUGGCACAUACGAAAUUUUAGUAAGUGGUGAAGUGCCGAACAUAGUUUCGGCAAAAAUACAGAGUCGACAUGUUUCAGCCAAACGCUACAAGUUAUGGAUUAAACAUGACGGAAUUCUUGUAACUGGAUGGUACUGCACAUGCAAAAAUGGCAGCCGAGUGGUUGGAAUGUGUGCACAUAUAACAAGUGUUCUGUGGUAUUUGUCAUACCAGCGACAUGAGGCGGGGCCGCUCAAAGUUAUUCCAAACUGGGCGGAUUCAAUUGAGGAUGCAGCUAGAGAUCCAGUGAUAGACGAGUCCGACAGUGAUGAUCCGGAAGAAUGA
This is a messenger RNA of Saccostrea cuccullata (small rock oyster), 702 nucleotides long. RefSeq lists its product as uncharacterized. The coding region runs from base 169 to 702 and encodes 177 amino acids. The record is from RefSeq and is a predicted model, not a curated record. Gene Ontology annotation, molecular function: zinc ion binding. NCBI's taxonomy places the organism in Eukaryota, Metazoa, Mollusca, Bivalvia, Ostreida, Ostreidae. The transcript is spliced from 2 exons.